UUUGAUAGACCAUCUGACAAGUCGUCAACGGAGAGAACUUUUUGUUUCGUAUCACAUCGCCGUAUGUCAGAACGUCAUUUCACGCGAAGAGCAAUCUUGUCGUUUCGUGGUUUGCACUUAUUUACCCCAGCCUCUGCAUCCUAGACAAUGCGACAAUCACCCUCCGCGUAUCACUGAAGCAAAACACUUAGUUUAAAAUAAGGAAUAGGAACCCACAUGAAUGCCAGUACGAUUUGUCGUCCGAAAACGACGAAGAAAAAACGAGCAGAGAACCACAUCCACAACAGCAACCCGGAAGCGGAUUAUUGCCGCUGUUUUGUUUACGUGAAAAGUCUGAAAGCUUGCUGUGAAAAUAUUUACCAAACGGGCGAGGAGUAAAAUGUGGUCGUUCUUUUCGCGCGACUCGACAAAAGAGUUCCCAUACGAAAUCGGGGAACAGGUGCCUGGCUACGAGACACGUUCAAUCUGGAGCCUUCAUAAGGCCAAACGCAAAGGCACCAACGAUGAAGUGUCCGUGUUUGUUUACGACAUCAAGAAUGGAUCCGAAGCGAAAUUCGAGAUUGCCAAGGCAUUCCUCAAGCGCCUGAAAACGCUGCGACAUCCGAGUAUACUGCAGUUCCUGGACAGCUUGGAGACGGACAAAUCACUAUACGUUGCGACUGAAGCGAUCGAACCUCUCGGCAUUUACGUCACGAACUUGCAAACAGAUGGACCACAGAAGGACUUGUACUUGUCAUGGGGAAUAUUCCAAAUCACUAGAGCCUUGUCAUUUUUGAACAAUGAUGGUAAUUUACGGCAUAACAAUGUGUCCGUAUGGUCAGUUUUCGUGAAUGCUUCAGGUGAGUGGAAGCUAGGAAGUUUGGAAUAUGUUUCCCCAGUUGACGGAAAUCCUAUGCCACCGGUAAAAAUUCCGCCAGCUUUAGAGGUCUACGAUCCGCCAGAAAAGCAAGAUCCGAGUAAAUUGAAAGCUGCAACAAAAUGUUCGACUGAUAUGUGGGGCCUUGGAUGUCUAGUGUGGGAAGCUUUCAACGGACCAUUGAAAGCUCGUGGAAAUUUGAAAGAUAUUGAUUCGAUACCGAAAUCACUUACAGCAGUAUAUUGUGAAUUAGUGGGUGCGUCGCCCGCUAGUCGACCAAAUCCAGCUGAUAUCAUAAUGCGAUGUAGGAAACCUGGAGGAUUUUUCAAAAACGAUUUAGUUGAUUCACUAUUAUUUCUCGAAGAAAUUCAAAUUAAGGAUAAGGCCGAGAAAAAUAGGUUUUUUAGUAAUCUUACAAUGCAUUUAGAUAAUUUUCCAGAAAACGUUUGCAAACAUAAGAUACUUCCGCAACUAAUUACUGCUUACGAAUACGGUGAUGCCGGUUCUGCUGUGCUAGCUCCAAUGUUUAAGCUUGGACGACUAUUAGAUGAAGUAGAAUAUCAAAAACGAAUAGUACCUUGUGUUGUAAAGUUGUUUGCAUCCACUGAUCGAGUGACACGGUCGCGACUUUUACAACAGCUUGAAUUGUUUAUAGCACAUUUGCAACCACAAGUUGUAAACGAACAAAUAUUUCCACAAGUCGCCCAUGGUUUUCUUGACACGAAUCCUACAAUAAGAGAACAAACAGUAAAGUCAAUAAUACAUUUGGCGCUUAAACUAAAUUAUAACAAUCUAAAUGUGGAGGUUUUACGACAUUUCGCUCGACUGCAGGCUCGUGAUGAUCAAGGUGGCAUUCGAACCAAUACAACUGUGUGUUUAGGCAAAAUUGCGCCGCAUCUUCAUCCGCAGGUACGACAAAGAGUUCUAGUAUCGGCAUUUAUACGAGCUAUGAGAGAUCCAUUUCCUCCAGCGCGGGUAGCGGGAAUUUUAGCGUUGGCUGCUACGCAGCAAUAUUUUUUGUUAAGUGAAGUGGCUAAUAGAAUACUACCAGCACUUUGUUCUCUUACUGUUGAUCCCGAAAAGUCAGUACGUGACCCAGCUUUCAAAACAAUUAAGGGUUUCUUAGGCAAAUUAGAAAAAGUGUCAGAAGAUCCCAGUUUACGUGAAACUAUGGAGGCCGAUGUUCAUACAGCCACACCCUCUAUAGGUAAUGCUGCUGCCACGUGGGCUGGAUGGGCGGUCACAGCUGUUACAGCGAAAUUCUAUAGAAGUCAAAGUGAUACCGCUAGACCGCGGCCGCCAUUAACUGGUCGAAAUUUAUCAAAACCAGCAUCGUUAGAGCAGCCAUCUAGUAGUAGUUUAUCAACGACUACAUCGAGCGUGACGUCAAUGACAUCUUUAGAACAUGAAAGCAAUGACACAUCUGCCUCGGCCAGCGAUUACGGAGCCGAUAACUGGGAUAAUGAAAACUGGGGUGAAAUGGAUACAUCACAAGAUCCCAGCAGUCCAAUUGCUGGAACGUCAAACAAUGGACAACUCAGUGCACAAGAUGCACUGAAUGAUGUCCGGGAUGGCUGGGAUAAUGAUGACUGGGGUAGUUUAGAGGAAGAACCAGAUAAGAAUGAAGAACAAGAACAACCAGAAGAAACACGGCCUAACGACCUUCCAAAUAUUAAUACCAAUUGCAAUAAUGUUAGUCCUGUGAGUGAUAGCCAUACAAAUAACUCAAAUGCAAAUUGGAACAGUGAUUCGUGGGCGGACGGCGAAUUCGAGCCGAUUGAGGAACCAUUAACAGGCAACCCGAAACUGGACGAAGCACGGCGAAAACGGGAAGAGAAGAAAGUGCAACGGCAACGUGAAUUGGAAGCUCGACGUGCACAACGUGGCCCGAUGAAGUUGGGCGCGAAAAAGCUUUAAAGUUUAUAUAUACAAAUUUGUUUUAAAUUCUGUCUUUCUAUAGGUUUUUUGAAAAUGUAGAGAAGAGAGAAUUAGUUUAAAAAGGAACAUACAUAUUGCUACUCGCGUAUAAGAACAUAUUUUGGUUUAAUUCUUUCCUCUAUCUCUAUCUAUUGUUUUUAUUAUAACGCUUACGAACUUCUAGACAUAGGUGAAAUCAACUUCUUUAAUGUACUGUAUCAGCUAUCUGAUUGUUGGAAUUAUUAUGAUUGUACUUAUUAUUAUCAUUGUAUAUGUAUCAAGAGAGUAUGUUUAAAGCAACUAUAACUAUGGAAGAACCGAAAUGCGGAAAAAGCAACUUAGAAUAAUUUUUCGGUGGAAUUACAUAGAAAGCAACUUAAGAUGGUCAAGUUUACGAAUUUGGUUUGCAUUAUAACAGUAAAAUUUGUUGUUGCUCCUAACCAAGAUUGCAGUGGUGACUGAAGAUUGUAUCCGUUGCAUUUUUUAAACAAUGCCGAGUCCUCCCCUCAUGUUAGCUAUUGUUUUUUGUUCCUAUUGUAAAAAGUGGAGAUAGACGUCUGUACGACUGUAAAUGAUUUUAUUUUGACGAGAACUUUAAAUGUGGUGUGCAGUGCACAACAGUCUUGGAAAUUUUAUUGGUUAAAAAAAAUUCAAAUGCGUGCAUGCAUUGAGUCGAAAGAAGAAAGUAUCAAAAAUUUUGAUUGAAUCCCAAGUUUGGGAGGAAAUGUUGUCAGUUAGAAUACCUUGUAAAAAGUCAGAUUCCUUGUAUGGGUUGAACGUUGCUUUAAUAAACUCAAAUAUAUUGUAUUG
This is a messenger RNA of Hermetia illucens (black soldier fly), 3583 nucleotides long. It is a transcript of the gene yata, whose product is annotated as N-terminal kinase-like protein. The transcript has 12 exons. Bases 380 to 2773 code for a protein of 797 amino acids. Gene Ontology annotation, molecular function: ATP binding; protein kinase activity. Gene Ontology annotation, biological process: protein phosphorylation. The record is from RefSeq and is a predicted model, not a curated record. NCBI's taxonomy places the organism in Eukaryota, Metazoa, Arthropoda, Insecta, Diptera, Stratiomyidae.